Molecule: messenger RNA, 491 nt
Organism: Myotis brandtii (Brandt's bat)
Lineage: Eukaryota; Metazoa; Chordata; Mammalia; Chiroptera; Vespertilionidae
Product: apolipoprotein L6-like
Exons: 1
Biological process (GO): lipoprotein metabolic process; lipid transport
Cellular component (GO): membrane; extracellular region
Molecular function (GO): lipid binding
Source: RefSeq, a predicted model, not a curated record
GGCAAAACCAAAUCUUUAUUUCCCUCAUCCACAGGGACAGCGAUGACAUUCCUCCAGGUGAAGAUGUGGAGCAACAAGAUGGAGAUCUGUCCCCUGAAGAAGGAAUAUUUUUGAAAGAGUUUCCCAUAAUGAAAGCAGAACUAGAAAUGGCCAUCAGAAAGUACCGUGCCCUCGCAGACGACAUCGACAAAACCCACAAAAAUUUCGCCGAGACCAGCCUGGUGACCAACUCGGUUGCUGUGGCCUCCGGAACCAUGAGCCUCCUGGGGUUGGCCCUCGCUCCGGUCACAGCCGGAGGAAGCCUGAUGCUUACAGCUGCUGGUCAAGGUUUGGGGGCAUUCGCUGGGGCCAGCAGUCUGUUGACCAGCAUUUUGGAAUACCGUCACAAUAAAAAAGCCCAAGCUCAGGUCAGCAGCGAACUGUCUGCCCCUGACCCAAAGGUCGAGGAGGCUGUGGCCUAUGCCAUGGUGGCCGGAAAGACUGUCUAUAAC